CUCAGGACAAAUUGGGCUCAACGUACGCCUUGACCCGUGGAGCGUAAACUUCUUGACGAUUUACAAGAAGCACACGGGUAGUCAGCACAUUUGAAAAGACUUCCCUCAAAAGGAUCAGCACACAAUCAUUAUUACAAGACUUCAUUCUCCUACAACCAGAAUGGCAAAAUACAAGCUUGUGGAUUACAACUUUACAACAGCAGCUGAAUUGGCGAGGGCGAUAUUGGAGUAUGCUGGCGUUCCAUUUGAAGAUGUUCGAUUCGAAAAAGACAAGGCAUCAGAGGCCGAAAAGGCAUCUCCUUUCGGCAUGCUUCCAGUUUUAGAAGUAGAUGGUCAAGCAAUCGCACAACAUCAAAGCAUCUGCAGAUAUUUAGCAAGGCAACAUGGUUUGGUGGGAAAGACAGAGGAGGAAUUCGCUUUGUGUGAUUUAGUUAUGGAUGGCCUGUGGCACAUGUUUUCUAAGAUAAGAAGAGCUGAAGUAUACCAACUGAGCAGAGAUGAAAGGAGUGCCAUCAUAAAGAAGAUGAUUGCCGAAGACGUUCCUCCUUAUCUCGAUCGAUUUGAAAAGAUGCUGGAGAAGAGGAAAGACGAGAAUGAUUACAUGGUCGGCAAAGAGGUAACAUGGUGUGAUAUUGGCAUGACAUUGGCGCUGGCUGCUCUUAAAUACCGCCAUGGCUUGGGAUUGGAAACUCAUCCACAGCUGUUGGGGUACUUAGGACGAAUGGUAGAGCUGCCUAGGCUUGUUGAUUUCUUAGCCAAGCGAGCAACAGAAGAAUUAUGAUCUCUUUAUUCAUCUCUAUUCUAUAUGUUUAAUCUAAGGAAGUGAUUUAUUUAAUGAAUUAUAUUUUUGUGUGAUAAAA
Messenger RNA from Parasteatoda tepidariorum (common house spider), 860 nucleotides. Its product is annotated as glutathione S-transferase 1. Gene Ontology annotation, biological process: glutathione metabolic process. The record is from RefSeq and is a predicted model, not a curated record. Gene Ontology annotation, molecular function: glutathione transferase activity. Lineage: Eukaryota; Metazoa; Arthropoda; Arachnida; Araneae; Theridiidae.